This is a messenger RNA of Paramecium tetraurelia, 1773 nucleotides long. RefSeq lists its product as uncharacterized. Gene Ontology annotation, molecular function: ATP binding; protein kinase activity. The transcript has 2 exons. The record is from RefSeq and is a predicted model, not a curated record. NCBI's taxonomy places the organism in Eukaryota, Ciliophora, Oligohymenophorea, Peniculida, Parameciidae. Gene Ontology annotation, biological process: protein phosphorylation.
AUGAAUAUUAAUCAAAUUGGGGAGCCAUCCAGAAUAAAGUCUUGUACUUUUGAUAUAAGAGAGGUAUCCAUUUAAGGUCAAAAAUAUUUUGCUUAUUACAAGAAAAAUACGAUGAAUCAAGACUUAGAUGAAUAUCUAGCUCUGGAUUUAAACUUAGUUCAUAAUUGCAAGUAUCUCAGAAAUUACAAAAGGAGUGCAGAUGGGCAUAAUUAUAAAGCCUUUGAAUAUCCUGGGGAAUACAAACUAUUAAGAGAUCUCAUUAAACCCAAAGAAGAAACAAUAUUGAAUAUUGUUUCUGAUUUAGUGUCUGCUUUAAUGAUUUUACAUUCUAAUUCACUUCUUGGUAGAUGUUUCAAUAUUGAUAAUAUUAUUCUGAUUAAUGGAACGACCCCAAUGUUAAUGGAAUUUGGAUACUAUCCAAAAAUGGAUUACAAAGUGCCUGAAUAAGUAAUCAGCACUCAACUGAAUGAGAAGGUAGACUUGUUCUUGCUAGGUAGAGUGAUCUAUUAUCUAACUGUUGGUAAAGAGUUGCCAAAUUACACUCUUAAUAAUUUUGGUGAAAAUGAAGAUAAAAUUAAUCUUGCUAUUGCAGAAACAAACUACUCUUAAAAAUUAAAAAUAUUUAUUUAAGGACUACUCUAAAAAAAUAGAUCUUAAAGAACUGAUUAUUUAAAAUUGGUUUAGAUGUUUGAUACUCCAAACAGUUCAAUAUUGUUGAGUUUUUAUUAGAAUGAGUUUUAGAAUUGCAAUAUAAUAAUCAAUGAGCAAUUAUAAGCAAGAUAAAACCAAGAUGUUGAAAUUGAAGAAAUAGUUCCAUUUAUUAUUGUCCCUAUUAUUAAUCCUAACAAAAUUAAAGGACCUUAUGUUUAAUAAAGAUAAAAACCUAAUAUUAUAGGAGAUAAUUUAGAACCACCGGAAUCGCCAUCCUUUUUAGGUGAUGAAGACAAUUUCAAUCCUCCUAUUUUAAAUACAUAGCACCCAUUAAUUAAUUGUUUUGAGGUGGAUUCAGAAGAAAUUAAUAGAGAGCUAUAAAAUAUAUUACCAUUUUAUAUUGAGUCUUUUGAUCAAUAAUCAAUCUGGAAUAAUAUAUUCUUUUCUUUAUAUCGUUUUGGUUUGGUGAAAAAAUUGAAUGAGAUGAUCAAAAAUUUUAAAAGAUUAAGUGAUGAUUUAACUUUAUGGAAGACCAGCUUUGCCUUAAGUAAAAUACAUAUAGUUUUGCAAAUAGAAUUUAUUAAUGACUUAAAUUAGGACAAAAAUGUAUUUGGUAUACACUAAGGCGAUUGGGUUUAAUUUAUUUCUAAGAAUAAAGAUUAUAAAAUAAUGAAACACAAAUUGCAAUAUGAAUUGGAAAAAGAUCAGAAACUCUUCAUUGGUCUUACAUUCUCUUAAUUAUACAAAGGAUAUUCAAUAUUUAGAUAAAAUCCACCAUAAAAUGAUCAUUUUUUAAACAAUAAUUUGCAAUACGAGACUUUUGAAGAAUAUAAAUUAGCAUAUAGAGGAAUUUUAAGUGAAUCUUUAGCAUUCUUUGAAAAAUGUUAGGGAAGAGAGUAUUCUUUAAUUAAAUUAUUUCUUCUAAUAUGCCUGAAAAUAAACAACAUAUGUGACAUAGACGCAAUUUAAGAAAAUUUUAAAUAUGUGGGGCAAGUCUUAAAUUUACCAUAAGUUAGUUCAAUUAAAGAAAUAGAAUACUUUUUCAAAAAUAAAAGUGAAACUAAUUUUGAUGAAUUUUAUAACAUAAUAAAAAGUAAAUUCUUUGCUUAAAAUCAAUAAUGA